UCAUCUAGCUUUUCUUUUUGUUUGACAAAAAAAAAAAAUUCUGCCUUUUCAUUUUGUAUUUUCACCUUCAUCAUCCUCAUCACCUUCACCAAAAUCCUAAUCACUCCAUUUGUUUUUCGUCUCUCGGGAAGAAACAACAAAAAAAGCUUCCCAGAAAUCUAAGGAGAAUCCAAUCAAAACUUUAUCAGAGAAGCGAGUGGAGUAGGAGCUGGGUAAAUUAUGGAAGAAGCACAAGUGAUCUCCGAAACCCCGGUGAAGGUUGCCGAGACUGCAAAUGCUGAAGCGAUCAAGGUAUCGAAUGGGAAAUUGCUGCCGGUAGAAAAAGAAGGAAAGAAAGAAGAGGAGGAAGCAACAUUUGAUGGAGAGUUCAUAAAAGUUGAGAGAGAAUCGGUAGAUGUGAAGGAUGGUUCUCAUGCUGCUGAAACAGCAUUGGCGGGGGACGACAAGGUAUCUGUUAUCGAGAGAAGCUCGAGCAAUUUGAGCAGAGAAUUGCUAGAAGGGCGGGAGAAGGUCAGUGACCUUGAGGUUGAAAUCGAAAGGUUGGCUGGUGCGUUGAAGCAUUCGGAAUCAGAGAGUUCUGAGCUGAAGCAUGAGGUCUUGCUUAUGAAGGAGAAGCUGGGAGAAAGUGGAAAGAAGUAUGAAGAGCUUGAACUCAGUCAUAAGAAAUUGCAAGAGCAAAUCACCGAAGCCGAGGAGAAAUACAGUUCGCAGCUCAAUGUUUUGCAAGAGGCAUUGCAAGCUCAAGAAGAAAAGCACAAGGAUCUGAUCGCGGUGAAGGAAUUGUUUGACGGUCUCAACCUUGAGCUUGAAAGCUCGAGAAAGAGGAUGCAGGACUUGGAGAAAGAGUUGCAGAGUUCUGCCUGCGAGGUGCAAAAAUUUGAGGAGUUGCACAAGCAAAGUGGUUCACAUGCCGAAACUGAGACAAAGAGGGCCUUGGAGUUCGAGAAACUGCUCAAAGCAACAAGGUUGAGUGCGAAGGAGAUGGAAGAUCAGAUGGGUUCCAUACAAGGAGAGCUCAAGGGCCUGUAUGAAAAGAUUGCCGAAGAUGAAAAAGUCAAAGAAGCACUCAGUUCUACCGCUGCCGAGCUUUCUGCUGUCCAAGAAGAGCUGGCUCUAUCAAAGUCUCAAGGCGCAGACCUGGAGGAGAAACUCUCGGCUAAGGAUGCUCUGAUAAAUGAACUGACUGAGGAAUUGAGCCUGAAAAAGGCCUCGGAAUCUCAAGUGAAGGAAGAUAUUUCCGCUCUUGAAAAUCUGUUUGCAUCAACUAAAGAAGAUCUUCAAGCAAAGGUUUCUGAAUUGGAAGAAAUGAAGUUGAAGCUACAGGGGGAAUUGAGCGCCAAGGAAUUAGUUGAAGCUGCACGAAAAACUCAUGAAGAACAGUCCGUAGCUACACAGGAGAAUUUGGCAAUAGUAACCAAAGAAAAAGAAGCUCUGGAAGCAGCUGUGGCAGAUCUCACCGGUAAUGUGCAGCUGAUGAAGGAGCUGUGCAGUGAUCUCGAGGAAAAAUUGAAGCUUUCAGAAGAGAAUUUUCAUCAAAAAGAUGCUCUUUUGUCUCAAUCUUUGUCGAACAAUGCUGAGCUUGAACAGAAGUUGAAGUCACUGGAUGAGCUCCAUAAUGAAUCAGGAGCUGCUUUUGCAACUGCUACUGAAAAGAAUCUUGAACUUGAAGCAAUUAUUCAAGCUUCAAAUGCAGCAGCGGAGGAGGCCAAAUCGCAACUGAGAGAGCUCGAGCAACAGGUAAGUGCGGUAGAGCUGAACCGAGGAAUUGCUGAGAGUGGUCUGGAAGAACUCUCUCAAAAAUUAUCUGCACUCAAUACUGCAUUGAGCGAGGUCGAGGAAGAAAAGAAACAGCUGACUGGUCAGGUGCAAGAAUACCAAGAGAAGAUAGGCCAGCUGGAAUCUGCAUUAAACCAGUCAACUUUGCAAUAUUCAGAUCUUCAGGAGGAACUGAAGACUGCCUCCGAGAAAUGUGCCGAACAUGAGGGCCGGGCCACUGAACACCAUCAGCGAAGCCUUGAACUUGAAGAUUUGGUCCAAAUUUCUCAUACCAAAGUGGAGGAUACUGGUAAAAAGGUGAGUGAGCUGGAGUUGAUGCUUGAAACAGAGAAGUCCAGAAUUCAAGAACUCGAGGAACAAAUAACUGGUUUGGAAAAGAAAUGUCAGGAGGCAGAAGCAGAUUCUGGGAAUUACUCUAACAAGGUAUCUGAACUUGCUUCUGAACUCGAGGCAUUCCAAGCGAGAACAUCUAGCCUUGAAGUUGACCUGGAAGCGGCCAAUGAAAAGGGAAGGGAGUUGUUUGAAGCCUUGAAUGUUGCCACAGAAGAGAAGAAAAGGUUGGAGGAUGCAUCGAGUAGUUUUACUGAGAAGUUUUCCGAAUCAGAAAAAUUGGUGGAGGUCUUAAGAGAAGAAUUGAAGAUGACUCAAGAGAAAUUGGAAAGCAUUGAAAAUGAUCUGAAUACUGCUGGAAUCAGAGAAGGCGAGGUCAUACAGAAACUCAAAUGUGCGGAGGAGCAACUGGAGCAACAAGGCAAAGUAAUAGAGGAAACAAUGUCGAAGAAAUCAGAGCUUGAAGCGCUACAUGAAACCCUAGUGAGGGAUUCAGAGAUCAAACUUCAAGAAACAAUAGUGCGCUUCACUAACAGGGAUGCCGAGGCAAAUUCUCUGCUUGAGAAACUAAAGAUUCUUGACGAUCAGGUGAAGAUUUAUGACGAGCAUGUUGCUGAAGCUGCGGGGAAAUCUGCAUCGUUGAAAGAAGAGCUGGACAACAGCUUGGCUAAAUUGGCAUCUUCCGAAAGUACCAAUGAAGAACUCAGAAAACAGAUCUUGGAAGCAGAAAACAAAGCUUCUCAGCUUUUCUCAGAAAACGAAAUGCUAGUUGAGACGAAUGUUCAGCUGAAAUGCAAGAUUGAUGAAUUGCAGGAAUCGUUGAAUGCUGCUCUAUCUGAAACUGAAGCCACUACAAGAGAACUUGUUUUGCACAAGAGCAGUGUUGAAGAAUUAACAGAUAAGCACUCGAGAGCCUUAGACCUUCAUUCUGCUUCCGAAGCCCGCAUUGUGGAAGCAGAGACGAAGUUGCAAGAAGCCAUUGAAAGAUUGAGUCAGAGAGAUUUGGAAGCUAACGACUUGCAGGAGAAGCUAAAUGCCCUAGAAGGCCAAAUAAAAUUGUAUGAAGAGCAUGUUGAGGAGCUGCAAACCAAGUCAGCUAGAACAUCUGCGGUUUCUGAAACCAGAAAUGCAGAGCUAGAAGAAAGUCUAUCAAAGCUGAAGAAUCUGGAGAGUUUUGUUGAGGAGCUGCAAACCAAGUCAGCUCACUUUGAAGAAGAGAGCAAGAAACUAGCUGAGGCAAAUAUAAAGCUUACAGAGGAUGUGUCUACAUACGACUCCAAACUAAGUGACCUUGAAGCAAAAUGCUCCACUGCCAUUGUUGAGAAGGACGAAACAGUUGAACAACUUCAGGCUGCAAAAAGGACUGUUGAAGAUUUAACGCAGCAGCAUUCUUCUGAAGGGCAGAAACUACAAUCUCAGAUAUCUUCGGUUAUGGAUGAAAACAGCCUGCUUAAUGAAGUGCAUCAAAAUACUAAGAAGGAACUCCAGCAAUUGAUAUCCAACCUUGAAGAACAACUCAAGGAACAAAAAGCAGGAGAAGCUGCUUUAAAAUCUGAGGUUGAAAAUCUCAAGGCUGAGGUUGCUGAGAAACCUUCGUUGCAGAAUUCUCUCAAGGAACUUGAAGAGAAAUUGUUGAAAACUGAAGCUCAACUGCAAAAAGAGGUUGAAAGCAUUAAGGCGGCUGCAGCGGAAAGAGAGGCAGAGUUGACUUCAAAAUUGGACGAUCAUGCGCACAAGGUCCAUGACAGAGAUUUAUUAAAUGAACAAGUCACAAAACUCCGAAGCGAGUUACAACUUGCUCAUGCCACUGUUUCCAAAAAGAAGGAAGCAGAUUCUCAAAAGGACCUGGAACGAGAAGCAUCGUUGAAGCAUUCUCUUGAAGAACUUGAAGCUAAGAAUAAAGAAAUCGCUCUUCUAGAUAAGCAAGUCAAAGAGCUCGAGCAGAAAGUGCAGCUGGCAGAUACCAAAGUAACAGAAAGGGGUGAUGGAGGCAGUGUAGCCGGACUGGAAGUGAAAUCCAGGGACAUUGGAUCAACCAUUUCAACUCCAUCGAAAAGGAAGAGCAAGAAGAAGUCAGAAGCAACACCUGCUCAAACCUCAUCAUCUGCAGAUAUCCAUACACAGACAGCUGAGGCUUCCCCAAUGACAAGCGCUAAGUUCAUCGUGGGAGUGGCUGUGGUGUCUGCGAUCAUCGGCCUCAUUCUUGGAAAACGAUACUAGAUCAAGUUUUUGUGUUUUCGGGUUUGUCCGUCAGGUUUUGGUUGAUUACUUCGUUAAUUGUUCGCUUUGUGGACAUUAUCCACAGAAAGAUUGAAGGCUUUGUUUUUGUGCUUUCAAGCUUGGUUUUUGAGAGGUUGUUGGUCAAGAUAUUUAUUGUUUGCAAAGCAAAACACCGAUGAUUAUGUGUUAUUGGAGGUUGUAUUUAGUUUGUGUAUUGGGUUGCAGAUGCUUUCAAAAAUAUAAGAAUUUAUGCGUUUGUUGAUAUGAAA
Molecule: messenger RNA, 4595 nt
Organism: Pyrus x bretschneideri (Chinese white pear)
Lineage: Eukaryota; Viridiplantae; Streptophyta; Magnoliopsida; Rosales; Rosaceae
Product: myosin-10
Exons: 7
Coding region: 220-4326 (1368 amino acids)
Source: RefSeq, a predicted model, not a curated record